AUGGGAAGGAUACCUGUUGCUGUGGAGUUAGCAAAGAGAGGGGUAGUUCCGGAAAAUUUGACUUGCCCCAUGUGUAAUGAAUACGAAGAAGACUCUAAUUAUGUCCUGGUAGACUGCAGUUAUGCCAGGAGUGUAUGUGAAGGGGUAUCAAGAUGGUGUAAUAUUCAAUUGGGACCGCUCCACACAGUCAAGGAUGUAUUGGGUUCCAUUUCUCAAUGGGGGGUAUGCAAAAAAAGGAGAAGGAUAAUCUUAGCAAUCUAUUAUGGUACUUUAUGGAGUCUUUGGAAGACAAGGAAUGAAAUGGUCUUCAAGAAAAACCGGCUGCCACCAGAUAAAGUCACUGAUAUCAUCAAAUCAGUGGUUUACCUGUGGGUGAAGAAUAGGGGGAACAACAACAAGUUAAAUUGGGCAUCCUGGUCUCAUUGCCCUUUGCUUUUCUGA
Molecule: messenger RNA, 441 nt
Organism: Lactuca sativa (garden lettuce)
Lineage: Eukaryota; Viridiplantae; Streptophyta; Magnoliopsida; Asterales; Asteraceae
Source: RefSeq, a predicted model, not a curated record